Molecule: messenger RNA, 3957 nt
Organism: Medicago truncatula (barrel medic)
Lineage: Eukaryota; Viridiplantae; Streptophyta; Magnoliopsida; Fabales; Fabaceae
Product: DNA-directed RNA polymerase I subunit 2
Exons: 27
Coding region: 152-3727 (1191 amino acids)
Biological process (GO): DNA-templated transcription
Cellular component (GO): nucleus
Molecular function (GO): ribonucleoside binding; DNA binding; DNA-directed RNA polymerase activity
Source: RefSeq, a predicted model, not a curated record
CGAAUCACCAUAUAAAAGACCACUGAAAACCCUCAGCUCUAAAACCCUAAACACUACAAAGUCAUCUUCUCCACCGUUUCGCCUUGAAACUUUCCCCAAUUCUUCAACUACUCUCUAACCCCAAACCCUAAUUCCUCUUUGAGUUUCCAAGAUGCCAGACAAAGAAACUCGUGAACCUAUCAAUAAUUUGACUAAACAAUCGAAUUCGCUCGACAACUUGAACUUCGAUGCUCUCAAAGUGCUUUUCAAACCACACAUUGAAUCCUUCGAUCAUUUGAUUGAAGCUGGCAUGGAAACCAUUUUCAAAUCCAUCAAACUCGUUGUUGUGCAUCCUACAACAUUUCAAAAACUCAUUAUUACGUUGGAAGCUCCCAAAAUCCUCUCGCCUCAGAAGGAUGGAAUCGCCAAGACAACGCGCAAAACUCUGUAUCCGUUUGAAUGUAGACAAGCAAAACUCACUUAUUCAGGGAGGUUCACUGCAGAUGUGUGUUUUAAAUACGAUGACAGCGAGGCUAUUUUACGAGAAAAUUUUAAUUUUGGGCAGUUUCCCAUAAUGUUACAGUCUAAACGAUGCAACUUGAGAGACUUUCCUCCCCGAAAACUUGUGUCCUACAAGGAAGAGGCAUCGGAAAUGGGCGGUUACUUUAUCGUGAAUGGCCUUGAGAGAUGUAUUCGACCUAUAAUUCUACCAAAACGGAAUUAUCCGAUGAGUACAGUGCGAAGUUCAUUUAGUGAGAGGCGGGAAGGAUAUACUGAUAAAGCAGUUGUUAUAAGGUGUGUAAGAGCUGAUCAAACCUCAUUAACGGUGAAACUUUAUCACCUUCGUAAUGGGAGUGCAAGGCUUGGUUUCUGGAUACACGGAAGAGAGUACAUGCUUCCUGUGGGCAUUCUUUUGAAGGCCCUCAUCGAUACCACUGACCGAGAAAUUUAUGCAAAUUUGACAAGCUGUUAUAGUGAAAAGUAUGAAAAGGGAAAGGGUGUUGUUGGGACCCAGCUUGUUGGUGAAAGGGCAAAAAUAAUUUUAGAUGAAGUUUGUGAAGUUUCUAAAAAAUUCACUCGUCUUGAGUGUCUAGAAUAUAUUGGAGAACAUUUCCAACCUAUUAUGCAUGAACUCAGAAAUGAAAGUCAUUAUACUGUCGCUGAUGAUGUUCUGAAGAACUACAUAUUUGUUCAUCUGGAGAACAAUUUUGACAAGUUCAAUCUGCUCAUCUUCAUGUUGCAGAAACUUUUUUCACUUGUAGAUCAGACAUCAGUGCCGGAUAACCCUGAUAGCUUGCAAAAUCAGGAGGUUUUACUCCCUGGACAUCUGAUUACAAUUUAUCUUAAGGCAAAACUAGAAGAGUGGCUGGCUAAGGGGAAAACAUUGCUUCUUGACGAGAUUAAAAGAGGAGGGAAGAUUGGCAAAAUUGGAGAGAAGUUUGAUUUCAGGAAAUUUCAUCACGUUAAGAAAGUCUUGGAAAAAAAUCAUGCAAGCGGCGUCGGUAAAGCAAUUGAAAGUAUGUUGACAACUGGAAGGUUGGCUACAAGUAUUCCUCUGGAUCUGCCUCAGACUUCAGGCUUAACACUCCAGGCUGAACGGUUGAACUUUUUACGAUUUCUCUCACAUUUUCGUCAUGUCCAUCGAGGUGCCUUAUUUGCUGGACUUCGUACUACAACCGUGCGGAAGCUAUUGCCCGAAUCUUGGGGUUUUCUUUGUCCUGUUCACACACCUGAUGGGGGGCCCUGUGGAUUGUUGAAUCAUAUGACCCACACUUGUAGGAUUACGUCGUUCUAUGAUUCUCAAGGAAAAGUUAAAAAUUAUUAUAAAAUUAAGUUGUCUAUCCUCAACAUUUUAAUUGAGAUUGGAAUGACACAAUCAUUGCCAAAGAUAUUUCUACCUGGACCGCCUGAAGUUCUUACUGUUCUUCUAGAUGGUUGUAUUGUUGGUUAUAUCCCUUCCACUGAGGUUGAGAAAGUUGUCGCUCACAUUCGAGAACUGAAAGUUUCAUCUGCUGCAGUGAUUCCAGAUGAUCUGGAAGUGGGAUAUGUUCCUUUGAGCAUGGGUGGAGCAUAUCCUGGCCUCUACCUCUUCACAUCCCCUUCUAGAUUUAUUCGCCCAGUGAGAAAUCUAUCAAUUCCCUCCAAUGGAAAUGAAAACAUUGAACUCAUUGGUCCAUUUGAACAGGUUUUUAUGGAGAUACGGUGUCCUGACGGUGGAGAUGGUGGAAGAAAAAGUUCAUUUCCUGCAACUCAUGAGGAAAUCCAUCCAACAGGAAUGCUAAGUGUAGUUGCUAAUCUUACACCAUGGUCAGAUCAUAAUCAGAGCCCACGAAAUAUGUACCAGUGUCAGAUGGCAAAGCAAACAAUGGCAUUUUCGUCUCAAACAAUUCAACAUCGUGCAGAUCAGAAGUUAUAUCAUCUUCAGACUCCUCAGACUCCCAUCGUUCGGACAAGUGCAUACACUGAAUACAACAUUGAUGAAUUUCCAACAGGCACAAACGCUAUAGUUGCAGUUCUGGCAUAUACAGGAUAUGAUAUGGAGGAUGCCAUGAUUCUGAACAAGUCAUCAGUAGAACGUGGAAUGUUUCAUGGACAAAUAUAUCAGACAGAAACUAUUGACUUGACAGAGCUAGGCAGCCAAGCAGAACGAUCUUCAACAAUAUUCAGAAAAAGUAACCUAGAUAAAGGUUGUCACUCGAUUGACUCCGAUGGACUUCCACAUGUUGGUCAGAUGAUAGGGCCAGAUGAACCCUAUUGUAGCAUUUACAAUGAAGUAACGAAUAAAACACGUCUCAUCAGAAAAAAGGGCACCGAACCUGCUUAUAUUGACUGUGUAGCUGUUGACCUCAAAAAGCAUCGAAGGAAGGCUAACAUACGUUUUCGUCACCCUCGAAACCCUAUCAUUGGUGACAAAUUUAGUAGUAGACAUGGGCAGAAAGGUGUUUGCUCUCAGUUGUGGCCAGACAUCGAUAUGCCAUUUUCUGGAAAUACGGGGAUGCGCCCAGAUCUCAUUAUAAAUCCUCAUGCAUUUCCUUCUAGGAUGACGAUUGCCAUGCUUUUGGAAUCUGUUGCUGCUAAGGGAGGCAGUUUACAUGGAAAAUUUAAAGAUGCAACUCCAUUUCGUAGUUCAGUGGAACCUGGAUCCAAAUCGGCUUCACUUGUUGAUGAGCUUGGUGAUAUGUUGAAAGAGAAGGGAUUUAAUUACCACGGAUGUGAAGUUCUGUACAGUGGGGUCUAUGGAACAGAACUGACAUGUGAGAUAUUUAUUGGGCCUGUUUAUUAUCAACGGCUUCGUCACAUGGUUUCAGACAAAUACCAGGUUCGAUCUACAGGCACUGUUGACCAGAUAACCCGGCAACCAAUAAAAGGACGAAAGCGUGGUGGGGGAAUACGAUUUGGAGAAAUGGAACGUGAUUCUCUACUAGCACAUGGGGCUGCAUAUCUUCUGCACGAUAGGCUGCACACCUGUUCUGAUUAUCACAUUGCUGAUGUGUGUUCCAUUUGUGGAAGCAUGCUUUCAACAACAUUCAUUGAGCCUCAAAAGCGGCCAGUUCGGGAUAUUCCUGGGAUACCAGUAAGAAGAGCUCCAAGAAAAGUCACUUGUCAUGCUUGCCAAACCAGUAAAGGCAUGGAGACAGUAGCCAUGCCUUAUAUAUUUAGAUAUUUGGCAGCAGAGUUAGCAGCAAUGAACAUUAAAAUGACUCUCAAGCUAAGUAAUGGAGCUAACGUCUCUGAUACAGGUGUUUGAGAAUGUAGUCUCAGUCGCUAUGAUGGCCUAAUGUUAGAUUGAUCAGAAGUAUUAAGAUUGUGAAUGAAUCCCAUGAACAUGAGGGUCUAAUAGAGUUCAGAUGCCUUCUUACAUCGUGGGGUUUAAAGUUUUGUUAAGGGAUAUGACCUGACGAUACCAUAUUACAUUAUUUUACAAAAUGAGACCCAUUUAAAAUUAAAUAGCACAAUUUUGAAGUUUUUCCCUCUCCA